CACAGGACUGACCCGAGCAAACCCAUCUGACCAAACAGCGCGUCUUUGUUACCCUUUUCAAAGUUUUCAAUCAAGUAUUGGCGACAUAGUGCCGUUGUUUGCGAGCUGUCACUCCAUCCAGUGUCCUCUCCGAGCGAGGUCGUGACAGAGGCCGCGUCCUCUGCACCCCGCCGUUUAUGUUGUUGGCCUGCCCUUGUCUGUUGAAUGGAUCCCUCACUUCACCCCGACCUUCCUCACAAUCCACCUCGCGGCUACCGGGUGAGAGGGCUGGACAAUACGCCACGUCAGGGGAGCGCCUUUGAUGUCCUGCGGUAGCCUUGGCCUCUGGUGACAGAGACUUUGUCUUGGCACGUUCUGAAUCAAAGAGUCCAGUCAAAUUAGAAAGGUGAGGCACGUGGGGACCGGUGGUGAGAUGCCGCGGAAGGGCGGGAGUCUGGACACAGCGGGGCGGUACCUGGCGGAGUUCGGGCAGGCGGGGCAGGUGGGCGACAGGAGGGACUGGGACAUCAACGAUGCCUCGUUACCGGAGGCUUGUCGGCUGGACCCCUUCCAUGAGUGGCCUGACGGUAACGUCCGGCUGGUGUUCGACGCUAGCGACACGGACGCGCGGAAACACGUGAGCGGCUGGGCCAUGCGCAACACCAACAACCACAACUGUCACAUCCUCAAGAAGUCGUGCCUGGGAGUUCUGGUCUGCGCACUGCACUGUACAACUCCUGACGGCGGCAAAAUACACAUGCGACCUGCCAUAUGUGACAAGGCUAGGAAGAAACAAUUAGGUAAGCAGUGCCCGAACGGUUCGUGCCAGGGCCGGCUGGAGCUGAUGCCGUGCCGCGGACACUGCGGCUAUCCCGUCACGCACUUCUGGCGCCAGGAGAACAACGUCAUUUUCUUCCAGGCCAAAGGGACGCACGACCAUCCGCGGCCUGAGCCCAAGGCAUCAGCAGAGGCCAGACGGAACCUUUCUGGAAGGAGAUACUCUAUCGCAAAGCAGGGGAGGAGUGACUGUCUGUACGAAGGCACGCAUGCGCAGUACGUUGGUGAAGGCACGCUGAAGAGGAGCCGGGCUAAGAUGAUGUCUACCUUGUGGGACUCGAGCCCUCUCAAGAAGAUGUGCUUAGAUCCAUUCACAGACAAAACUCGGAGCCUUAUUGCAGAGGACCAAUUCUAUCUGCACAACUACCCCGCAUUGCCUGACGGGAAGAUGAAGGAUCACGUGACCCAUGCCGUCACCGAGCCCUACUGCAGCACGUCCACUUCACCUGUCCUGUACGGUCGCCACAAACGACAAGAGUGGGCCGUUCAGAAGUGUCCAGGCGGCGCCAUUUGGGACGGACAGGUCAACAAACCCGGCAACUAUGGCCAUGGCGGCAGCGACGGGGAUGCCUGUAGUUCUCCUGUCACCAUGACGACGUGCUCCCAAGAACAGCGCCCUGUCGACGCCAUGCCGAACUCUUCUCCAGACGGUUCCUGGGGUCAGCACUCCCCCUACCAGCCGGGCGCGGUGCACGGUAGUGGCGGGAACGCUCUGUCCGUUUAUUCGAACGUCCACGUCCACCAGCAAUCCUUCCUGGUCAGGUCUGAGACCAUCAUCGUCACCAACAACAACGCCUCCCCCUCCAACGGCGCCGCCUACCCCGUGGAGAAAUGGGCGGUAGUGGACGGGCCCGGCUCCGACGGCGACUCGGACGGCGUCAUCAGACACAGUGGAACAACUCGGUCGUCCUUCCCGAGCAAUAUGAGCCCUUCAAACGCAGUGACCUUUGACUAUCCUCAAGGAGACAGUUGCCAUGACAACCAAACGUCCACAGAGCUACAACGGGAGAGAUCUCUGCCCAGCAUCGGCUGCUUCAUCCCUGAAACGUCACCAGGCACAGCAGCCAAUCAGGGACAGUCGCCGCCGCAUGCGCGAUACGAACAAGCAGCAGCCUCCUACCCACAGGGUAGUAAACCGGAGGGUUCACCCUUCUCAGGAGAAACAAGAUGGCUGCCGUGUGGCCGAGACACGGCUAAGUCCGACCCCAUCUCUGUCCCCUCCGUGUACCAGAGCUGUAGGUACGCCAACUCACCCAGUGCGCUUGUCAUGGCCACCACGUCCGGCCCUGGGCACUUCGCCACCGAGUUGCCGCCCAGUGGGUACACCACCUGCGCCUCAACGGCUUUGCCCUGUGUUUGAUUAGAGUUGUGAUAAUUCGUCCAGUGCCGCUACUUUUGUACAUGUACAGACUAUUUGUAUUGACAGCCGAGUAUACUAUGUUUACGAUAAUAGUUUUCUUUGUUGUAACUCAAGGCUGUAGCAGGGCGUCUCUAUUGAGACAAACUUAUUACGACUUUGUCCAAGUAAAGAGAAGAGAGAGACAACGCUCUCGUUCGAGUUCUGAAUGCCACAUUUCCUUCUGUAGUUUAUCGCAUCGGUAGAUAGUGAGAUUUUCUCAUCAAUAAUUUCCCGCUUUGAUUCCCUCACCUUAGAACACUUUGUACAAGAUCUUAAUUGCACAGCGGCACCUCAAUUCAAAACUGUUUACAUGGAUUUUGAAGUCUGAUUCAAUCCAUCUUUCUGUCAGUCAUACAUACAGGCGACACGCCAUAAACACCCAAAGGUCAGCUCUAACCGACCUUAUUGUUCAUCCACCAGAAGAAAAAAUCACUCACAAAACUCGCCAACAAAAGGGCGACAUCCUGACAACUACCCAGGGAUUGUACCACCAAUUAUCCCUGUGCCAUUUCCGUCAAAAUUCCCGCCGUGUUCUUGUAAGUUGUUUUCUUUUCUGGCGCGGAGGGACUCAUUACAACACGGCGCCGACAUGGAACAAAUCCCGUGCCGCCUUUGGUACAAGAAUAACGUUGUAUUGUGCAGGUAUACCCCUGGGUUCUUCCCACCGCACGUGUUUUACAGAUAGAUCAAAUGGUUGUCAGACAAGGGAGAUAGUCAAAGAGAGCUCUUGAGUGCCUUUCGUUAAGGGCGUAGGCGUUUAUGGCCUUUUUAUAGUGGUUUAUAGUGUAUAAAUGUUUCAAGCAUCUCGGAUGAGAGAACACUUAGAAACACAUUUCUUCACAACGAAAUGACGUCUUUUCUUGUAAAUCAAAAAACGACAAUAACUUACAUCCUGUGCUGUUGAAACUUUGAUGAUUGCGAAACAAAUAAUAAGAUACUUUUUACAACGAUUUCAGAUAUUUUAAAUUCAAGAAGAUUACAAGUAAGUCCCUUUGUCGUGGACACAGUUUUGAUAUUUUAUACAAAUUGUUCGUCUUGUACUUUCUAUCUAGUGUUAUUUAUACAAAACGUUACAUGUUGUAUUUAUUUUUAUCGUUACCAUGACGACAUGGUUGGCAGACGCUGACAGAAAAUGUACGAUUUGUACAUGAGACAAAAGAGAAUGUUUGUAUAUAUUGUUAAAUAAACUUGUGAGAUGCCUUACUUAUAUAUCGAUCCCCAUGUAUUGCUUAUGUACAGCGACUACAAUUCGUACAGUCAACAUUAGUAUCCUGUCAGAUGAAUCAUAUAUCUCUAUCUUAAUUUAUAAUUCAUUAAGCAUAAGCUUGCAUGAUUGAUGGCCACUUUGUUCGCAGAUCACGAAAAUGCAUAGGUGAAAACAGACACUUGAUUUCUUGUAUGUGGCACAGGGCAUAAUGCCUAGUAUUAGUCGGAGUCACAGUAUAUGAAAGUGAGUUAGAUACCGACAAUUACCGAGGUUACAUCUAGCUUCUGUACAAUGUAGCAGUGUUGUUGAACUUAUCUAUUUCGAAUUCCCCUGCUCUUAAGUAGCGUCCAGCGAUAGCUUGUUAUAUUACAGUACAAUGCAUCAUUGUGAUAAUAUUACAUGUACAUGUUCUUGCUAGUGCAAUGAUUCUUUUGUUAGUAUGAAAGAGGUGCGUCCGUAUGCUGUUAGAUAUCUUUAUGUUUGGACUGUCUAGCAGGAAUAUAAUUUUGUACAUGGUGUUGUAGUCAAUUGACAGGGACCGAACGUCAUUAAAGUCUAUAGUUCAUCAAACAA
This is a messenger RNA of Branchiostoma floridae (Florida lancelet), 3995 nucleotides long. RefSeq lists its product as uncharacterized. The record is from RefSeq and is a predicted model, not a curated record. NCBI's taxonomy places the organism in Eukaryota, Metazoa, Chordata, Leptocardii, Amphioxiformes, Branchiostomatidae. Gene Ontology annotation, cellular component: nucleus. Bases 413 to 2176 code for a protein of 587 amino acids. Gene Ontology annotation, biological process: regulation of transcription by RNA polymerase II; gliogenesis. Gene Ontology annotation, molecular function: RNA polymerase II cis-regulatory region sequence-specific DNA binding; DNA-binding transcription activator activity, RNA polymerase II-specific. The transcript has 7 exons.